Messenger RNA from Plasmopara halstedii, 1329 nucleotides. RefSeq names its product START-like domain. The record is from RefSeq and is a predicted model, not a curated record. Lineage: Eukaryota; Oomycota; Peronosporomycetes; Peronosporales; Peronosporaceae. The coding region runs from base 1 to 1329 and encodes 442 amino acids. The transcript has a single exon.
AUGAAUCAGAAAUCUCUCGUGUACCCGCAUACGCCGCUCAAUGUGUCAGCAGCCGAUGCUCUUUCGUAUGAGAAUUUAGCAGAUCAGCUCGUUGCUGAAACUCUUCGUACUCACGACGAAUAUGUAGCCCAAGGACGUCUCGUAGACCAAAGUCGAUGGAAAGCUGUCAAAGAAAAACAUAACAUGACUGCGUACAGAAUUCGAGAACGUGUGUCUAGAUUUCGGCGAAAUCGCUUUCCAAGUGACGAGACAGAAGCCGUUGCGACUUCUCCUCGAUUACCGUCGUUUUACCAUAUUACAGAUCAAGAGACGAACGAGGCAUUGGUCGAGUCGUAUCCGAGCGUCACAAUCACGGAAGCUGGCUCGGAUGAUGAAAUUCAAGAUGAAUGGAAAUAUGGAGACGAAGUCGAACAUGACGUGGUAGACAAGUCUCGACCAGCACGUGUUCCAAUGGUCUUCUGCACCGGCAUCGUGCCUGGUACUAUCGAAGACGCAGCAUUAGCCUUCUUUGCUGACACGGAGAAUCGAAGUCGCAUGCGGAAUGUCAGCUCAAAGGAGGCGUCCGUGGACGACAUGCGAAUCCUCGCACGCUUUCAAGGACCGAGUGAAGACGAUCCAUUUCGGUUUCUAGGAAUUAAGUGGUGUUUACAUGCUCCGCGAGGGAUUAUCAAACCUCGAGACUAUGUCAUUCUUGAAUCCACGGGUAUGGCACUGGACUCAGAUGGUAAACGGUUCGCUUACGUCUUAAAUCACUCGGUCGAGGGAGAAAAUGUACCGGACUUUCGUGCGUUCGGAAUCGUACGCAUUUUAUUCUCUGCAUGCCAUAUCAUGCGUCCACACGACGCGGAGGGAUCAAUCGAGGUUUUCAGUCGUGGUUUCAUGGACACGCGUGGGUACAUUGCCGAGCGACUAAGUACGUACAUCUUUUGCGACAGACUCAUGACAGUACCUCAAACGAUAGCAGAAGCGUACACAAAAAAGUUAGUAUGGCUAUUAACUACACAGCGUCGAGCAGAUACAACUUUGCGUCUGGCUCCGUUGGAUGUUAACAAAACUUGUCCAUGUUGCCUCCAAAAGUUGACGAAGGGGUUCGCUAAACUCUUGGACGGUACCUGCAUGUGCCAGCUCUGUAGAAAAACCAUAUGCCGCAAAUGUACGGUGAAGAAAGCCAUACCCAUUGUGACCGAUCGGUCCGGACACUUGACACAAAAGACAAUGGAUUUCUGUCUAAGCUGCUUUUUAAAAGCUACCAGCCUUCCAGCAUGGCAAGUAGCAAUGAGCACUACACUCAUGUCUUCUGAAGAAGACUUGAUACUUCAAAUUCCCUAA